GAGAUUGUCGGCGGAUGUUGAUGUUUUGCUCCAUAUUUCUGUGCCGUCUUUUCUCUUCUCGGCCGUGCGAUUUACGUUAUUGCCAAUAUUUGCUUAACUUGAGCGAAACACGGUCUUUCUCGGCGCUUCUUUCGGGAAGCAAAGAGGCCGAGUUGCGGGGCGAUGAUGGAGGACUUUGAUGAGAUUUAUGAGGAGGAGGAAGAGGAAGAAGAGGACGAGGACAGGGCCGCGGAGGAACAGCUGCUCAAAUACGCUCCGGACCCGGUGGUAGUGCGCGGAUCCGGGCACGUCACUGUGUUUGGACUGAGCAAUAAAUUUGAGUCUGAAUUUCCCUCAGCCCUUACAGGAAAGGUCGCACCCGAGGAGUUUAAAGCCAGCAUAAACCGUGUCAACAGCUGUGUGAGGAAGGCUCUCCCAGUGAACGUGCGCUGGCUGCUGUGUGGCUGUCUGUGCUGUUGCUGUACUCUGGGCUUUAGUCUGUGGCCGGUCAUCUGUCUGAGCAAGAGGACACGCAGAUCCAUAGAGAAGUUACUGGAGUGGGAAAACAGCAGAUUGUAUCACAAGUUGUGUUUGCAUUGGAGGCUCAGCAAAAGGAAGUGUGACACGAACAACAUGAUGGAAUAUGUAAUCCUAAUAGAGUUUCUACCCAAAAUUCCCAUCUUCAGGCCGGAUUAGCAGUGGCGGGCUACAGCUCAUCCCUCCGCCGUGGUCUUCCUGAGGUGCCUUUCUCCGGUACUGUCAUGGUCUUAUCAUGUGGCCUCAUCCUUUUUCCCUCCACUCUGAGCAAGAGACUCACCUCACAUCUGAGCGCCACUCACAGCACUCCUCACAAGAAAGCACUGUUUACGACCCACACACACAAACACACAUAUACUGUACGCAAAGACUGUUCUGGUUUCGCAAGUGCAUGAAUACACAAAGAGAGACCUUUACUGUCACAUGACUACACGGAGUCUGCAGAGGGGCCACGGGAAGUAACUUCUGAAGCUCCAAACUGGAACGUCUACUAUAUGUCAAUAAGAUCACAGAGACUGCACAGUGUGCACUAGCUAAGUGACUUUCUGUUUCCGACACUGUGGAACGGAUCAGUGCAGAAUGGCUUAAAGAAGUGACAACUGUAGAAUUAAACCCUUUUAUUGUAUUAAUUAAAAAAAGAUGGACGUUA
Messenger RNA from Carassius carassius (crucian carp), 1165 nucleotides. It is a transcript of the gene chic2, whose product is annotated as cysteine-rich hydrophobic domain 2. Lineage: Eukaryota; Metazoa; Chordata; Actinopteri; Cypriniformes; Cyprinidae. Bases 163 to 675 code for a protein of 170 amino acids. The record is from RefSeq and is a predicted model, not a curated record. The transcript is spliced from 6 exons.